GAGGGUGCAGGGUGUGUGUGCCCCCGACCCUGGGCUGGCGGAAGGCUUCUCCACGUGUUUUGGGGAACUGCAGCCAACGGAUCCCUCCCCUGGGUGUUCUGGGAGGGCUUGGCCAACAUGUGAGAAAGGGAGGGGAGAGUCUGAAAACAACCCAGCCAGCGCUAAGGGAAGAAGAGAGCUGGGAAGUGACCUGCUCGCCUCUCUCCCAGCAGUUUGCUCCAGGUGGGAGAGCAGGAGGGGAAAGGAAUCCCUGCAGAUCCUGUGUGGCAAAGCACGGCGUGGCACAGUGGAGCUCGCAGUUCAGAGGUGGACCAACAGAUGGAACAUUCCACUAGGAAGAACGAAACUGUUCUUACAAGGUAAUUUGCUCCGGUUAGAUUGAAGUCUGCUCAGGGAGGCUUGUGGUCAGCGGUGACUGGGAGCGCUGGGAACACCUGAGUGAUCAGCUGAGGCCUUGAAGGGAGAACGUUAAGACUACAUUUCAUUGUCAGUUCUGUUCAGCAGCUAUGGAAAUAGAAAAGCAGCAUGUUUAUGUUAGCACAGUAGAAGUGGAGAAUCUGAGUGAUGCUCUGUUCUCCGGCGAUGAAGAAAAUGGUGGCUCUGAGGAACGAAAGACUGAAAUCAACGGCAAUUGGAUUCCUGCAACUUCUAUUACCGAAGCCAAAAUAAAUGCUAAAGCAAAGAGGCGGUUGAGGAAGAAUUCUUCAAGAGAUUCUGGGAGAGGAGACUCUGUUAGUGAGAAUGGAGAGACGCAGAAGGCUGGGCUGGUUGUACCAACAAGCCCUAAGGGGAAAGUCCUGGACAGGCGCUCCCGGUCUGGGAAAGGAAGAGGUCUUCCAAAGAAAGGUGGAGCAGGUGGUAAGGGAGUCUGGGGAACACCAGGUCAAGUGUAUGAUGUGGAAGAAGUAGAUGUUAAGGAUCCUAAUUAUGAUGAUGACCAGGAGAAUUGUGUCUAUGAAACAGUAGUUUUACCUCUGGAUGAAAGAGCAUUUGAAAAAACCUUAACACCGAUCAUACAGGAAUAUUUUGAACAUGGAGAUACCAAUGAGGUUUCGGAGAUGCUGAAGGAUUUAAACCUCGGUGAAAUGAAAUACAGUGUGCCAGUGCUGGCUGUUUCCUUGGCACUAGAGGGGAAGGCCAGUCACAGGGAGAUGACAUCUAAGCUUAUCUCUGACCUUUGUGGGACAGUAGUAAGCAAAACUGAUGUGGAAAAAUCAUUUGACAGACUGCUAAAAGAUCUACCUGAAUUGGUGUUGGAUUCUCCCAGGGCACCACAGUUGGUGGGCCAGUUCAUUGCCAGAGCUGUUGGAGAUGGGAUUCUGAGCAGUACUUACAUAGAUGGCUACAAAGGCACUGUGGAUUGCAUCCAAGCUCGAGCUGCACUGGACCGAGCUACUGUGUUACUGAGUGUGACAAAGGGUGGAAAUCGCAUAGACAACGUGUGGGGCUCAGGAGGUGGCCAGCAGUCUGUGAAACACCUUGUUAAAGAGAUUGAUAUGCUGCUGAAAGAGUACUUGCUUUCUGGAGACCUGCUGGAAGCUGAACGUUGCCUUCAGGAACUGGAAGUACCCCAUUUUCACCAUGAACUUGUAUAUGAGGCAAUUGUGAUGGUUUUGGAGUCAACUGGAGAAAAGACCUUUAAAAUGAUGCUGGAUUUGCUGAAAUCUCUCUCGAGGUCUUCUGUCAUUACUAUGGACCAAAUGAAAAGAGGCUAUGAACGAGUUUACUGUGAAAUACCAGACAUUAACCUGGAUGUGCCACACUCCUAUUCUGUGCUUGAGCGGUUUGUAGAGGAAUGUUUUCAGGCUGGAAUCAUCUCCAAACCACUGAGAGACGUCUGUCCUUCAAGGUACUUGCUUUAUUACAAAGAGGUGCUGGCGCUCAGUUUGAAAGCAGGAUCUUAUAACCUGGGUGUGACAGGCUGGUACAGAGACUAGGGAAGAUGGAGGAACAAAAAGAGCAGGGUGGAUACGUAUCUGAGGGAAGUGAGCCUCUGCUGGAAUCCCCGGCAGCGUGCUUAUGUGCUGCAGCAGAUGAAGGCCUGCCUCUCCUCUCAGUUUUGCUCAUUUGUUUGGCAGAGAUCAGCGCAGUGGAGCUGGAAGAUUCAGGAGUUUUAAUGAUCCGUGCAGACAAACCUGAAGGGGAAAAAAAAAAAGUUUUAAAACAGUUUAAAACAUUGUAAACUGAACUGAGUUCCAGGAUUAGACACCAGUCGUAAUGUUUUUGUCAAAAAGCAACAAGGCAUUUAUGUGGCAAAAUCUCUACAUACCUGAUUUAAAAAAAAAGGCAACCAUGAGAUGCACGAAUAUUGUAGUGUUCUCUGUUUCAUUAUUGUUUUACUGUAGCUAAUCAGUGUUCUGUAUUUUCAGUCAGAAUACAACCUGUAAAUUUCAUUUCCUAUGGGGAAUUCGUAAAAGUUUAAAUUUGAUGCUAAAACUAUUCAUGAUUUCAUGCAUCAGAAACGCUGUCAGGUAUUUUCCAGUCUGUCUGUAUCUCAGUAUCAACUUGCACGUGGGUUUGGUAGGGCUGAAAGUCAUUGCUGUGACAAAAGCUGGAUUAUACUGCAGCUCUCAUCAAUAUACUGAGGUGUUUUGAGCUUGUAUUUCAGUUUGGGGUAGAAAAAUACCAUUUUUAGGCUUUCAAGCUAGCAGCUUUUAGAAGUGUGAAUGGUAAUGUUCAACAUUAAACGGUUAGGAGAGUAGAAAUUUGAACAGCCUAAUAACCUUAGAUGUAGCAUUCGGGUGCCUUAGUUUGCUAGUGAUCAUGACUCAUUCUGCUCAUCUCAUACACCUCGCAUUUGGCUCCCAAGACCAAGAGAAGAUUCUUCACAAUGACAGAUGGGCAGAAGAAGUGAUGCUGCUGUACACUUG
Molecule: messenger RNA, 2870 nt
Organism: Centrocercus urophasianus (Greater sage-grouse)
Lineage: Eukaryota; Metazoa; Chordata; Aves; Galliformes; Phasianidae
Gene: PDCD4
Product: programmed cell death 4
Exons: 12
Coding region: 507-1937 (476 amino acids)
Biological process (GO): negative regulation of DNA-templated transcription
Cellular component (GO): nucleus; cytosol
Source: RefSeq, a predicted model, not a curated record